Molecule: messenger RNA, 479 nt
Organism: Bradysia coprophila
Lineage: Eukaryota; Metazoa; Arthropoda; Insecta; Diptera; Sciaridae
Product: fatty acid-binding protein, liver-like
Molecular function (GO): lipid binding
Source: RefSeq, a predicted model, not a curated record
CGGUUUUUUCGUCUUCUUUCUUGACAGACGUCACGCUAAUUGUGUAUUAAUUAUGGAAAAGUGUUUAAAUAAAAGCUACAAGCUCGUACGUUUCGACGAAUUCUACGACGACUAUUUAGAAGCGAUAGGUUUAAAUAUAUUCAAUCGAAAAAUUGCGAAAUCAAUACCUUCGACAACACAAUUCAUAAAACUGGAUGACUGUGCGUACGCAAUCAAUACGAUCAUUCCGUUCAAAACGCAUCAGCAAAAAUUCGUACUCGGUCAGGAGAACGAUGCGUUUACCAUUGAUGGCCGUAAAAUCAAAAAUCUUUUUGUAAUCGAUGGCAACAAGCUGAUUGAACAACAAAUUGAACCCGUCAGGAAGGUGACCAUUACACGUGAAUUUACUGAUGACGAAAUUUUAGGGGAAAUUGUUGUCGGUGACGUGAUAUGUAAAUAUUGGUGUUCAGCCGUUCAAUAAAAUGGUAUUUGGGUUUGAA